UGUCAAAACAAAUGCCGAAUAGUGUGAAUGCAACUGUGAAGGCAAACCUGGCAAACAUCUUCGGAAAUAUUUCCGAAAACGUCAGUGAAACAUUUCGCCAUCGUGUUGUCAUGGUUACCGUACGCGUAACAAACUCGGGUAUUGUAAUAAAAAAUAUCUACCGAUACUAGCGACCGAGCUAGCGACAGGUUACAAUAAACUAAUGUUAUUUAUACAAAAGUAGUACCAUUAAACGUUAUUUAGUGAACGAGCUGCAAACCCGGCUUGAAACGAUGUUCUCUAGUCAAAAUGUCUUCAAAACGGGCGUAUAUCGAACAAACGGUCUCGUUACAAGCUGGAAAUUCAGGAUCACGUUCAAACAGAUCUAUUCUUUAAUCGAGAUACCGAAUUUUGAUCAAACCAUCGAACCCGACGCGUAUAAAGAGCCAUCAAAUAGUGAAAACGAGCAGUUGGUAAUAGAAUGGCAGGAGAAAGUAUUCAGCCGGUAUGAACUCGACUACUACAGUAACAAAGAUAAUUGUAACACAGAUCUACAGAAAAACUUUCACCACACAAUCAAAACAUCCGGACUGAUCGCAAAGGAUUACGAAAGCAAGAUUUUUACAUACACGACUGCUGAAAACUAUACACCAGAUGAGGAUCUAACCAAUGUCGCUCAAAUUAGUGAAUAUCAGCUGAAACAAGAAGGAACUGAUUUCGAGAGUAUGUUUAUAAUGGCAGAUCUCGAAUCAGAAGUACUGCUGUUUUCAAUCAAGUGGAAUCCAAAGGAGAAAAUGUUACUCGUUUACCCAGAUUUCAACUGUAUGAAGGUCAAUCCUUACUAUAAGGAAAUUCAAGGUGAUAGUCGGCAAAUGUAUCAUUUCGGAAUAAAGAACUUGAGUCAAAAGAGAAAAUUAACUGGUUCAACAGAGACUGUAAAACUGCAAGAUAAUUUGAUUGAUAAGUUCAACAGGUUAACACUAAGAGAGGGACUUUCAAGAGAUAAUUUCUUAUGUCCAGAAAGCCACGAACUUCAAUUUUUGGUGCUUUUACAAAUAAUUUCGGCAACUGAGCUUUUAUAUGAUACUGCCCAUGUGCGAUUCAAGUACACUCUACCAAUUGGGGCAAAAGUCGUCGAUGGAUUCACCGAUGGUUGCACGCAUAGCAGCAAAGAAUUCCAAGGUGUUUGCCAUUACGGCCAUUGCCAUGAAAUAUUACUGAAAGUUCCAGAAACAAGUGAUAUGAAAGAUGUUGUAAAAAUAUACUUUGAAAUUAUAUCGAUUGACAAUUGGAAGCGCGAACGAUUGCUAGGAAACGCAUACAUCAGUUUGCCUUUGCAAACACAGACGAUAGAAACGACACUGCAUUGUAUCAAUAUAACAAACAAUCAAAGAUUUUAUGAUAAACUGGAAACCUUCCUUGUAGGGGGACGUCGACAAGUUAAACUAAAAGAGUUUUAUGGACAGGACGAUUACAGGCUGUUAAACCGCUACGGAAGUGAAACUAGCUUAGCCGGGAAGUUACAAAUAAAAUGUCAAAUACUUCAGCAGCAUCGCCCACAAAUUAUUGAAAUGUCUGUUCCUAAAACAAAAAAGCACGGAAAGCUUCGAGCUAAUGUUGUUACUAUUGAGGAAUUGUUGUCAUCCUACCAUCGUGCACGUGAGAGGUUGGAGGAAAUUGUCAAUUUGAAAUAUUAAUAAAAUAUUUGGAAUUCUGAUGGGUAAAGCAGUAUUAUGGACUAUUUGACGAAAUCAGCUCACCCACUGUGUCGUGAUGUGGCUUUAAAUACCACCCUAGCGAUAGAUACGUACAAACAUAAGGCGCCGUUGCCACGUUUCGAAAGACCUGAGUUCUAUAUCUACAUUCAUCCCGACAAUCGUCUGAUGCGAUGGUGUGCGGUGUGGUGUAGGUAAUGCUAAUAUGACGGCUAUUCAACAAUAAAAAGCAAAAGAUGAGAAAGUACUUUGUAUAGAUUCAUCAAUUAUUCCAGUAUGAAUUAUAGUAACAGAUCAAAACAGAUGAAUAAUCUGGCUCGUUUUUUUUCUAUGUAGAAACCACGCCUGUCCAUUGUGCCGUACCCUCUUCAGUCGGCAUCAAUUUCUGGUUUAAUGGAUCUUAUUUAUUCCAUCCAAACUGGUCGCGUAAAUGCUGGCGUCCGUCUUGAUAAAUGAAAUAAGAAAGUUGCCGCUAUAAUUGGAUGUCAAAAUACGCGGUUGAUGCGUAGUCGAACGUUUCGUAUGUUUUGUUAUUUUCGGCUUUAACUCAAGGUCAGCUGCACGAUAUGUAUUGAAGAUUUAACCUGAGAGCCAGAGAAAACAUCAACAGCAAUGGAAACAUAGUACCGUGAAUUAAUUUGAUGGUGGGCAAAUACUGAGAAUUUUAAUUAAAUUAUGAUGCACGUAGAAUAUUGAAUUACGCGAACUAUGUUAUGAUUAUAUUGGAAAUCGUUAUCAAAUGCAAUUUUGAGUUCUAAUUAUUUAAAUGUUGAAAAAGUAUUUGGAGUUGUUAUCUGCUACCGAGUCUAGAUGAAAUACAUAAACAAACCCUAGAACCGAUAAUUACUAGGGUUACCAUUUCUGGUGAGGCUUUCACCUGGAGAUUUUUACUUACGCGGGAUAUGCUGCAAGAAAAUCAUGAGUAAACGCUGAAACCACACAGAAAUUUGAAUCAAAGCGAUGGCUCGACAUUUUUGAGUAUUUUUAACGAUUUUUAUUACGAAACUGAGUUGAAGAUAAAUAAGUUCAUUUCUUUAAAUCCCUUUGUAACUCUUCAGGUAAUAAGUUUAGCAAUGGUUGAAAAAUUCACAAAUUGACUCAUAUUGACCGCUGAGUACUUUGUUUUGGUAAAGCAUAACGUGCACAACUUGUCUGUAUCGUUCACAUUAAGCUGAUGAUUUGCGAACAAUUUUGUCGGUUUAGAUAUUUAGAAUUAGACUGCCUCGGCUAACCGUAAAAAAAUUAAAAGCUCCAGCCACUCUCGCUGUGGAGGAUAAAUCAAACAAGCAUUGUUCUCUUCCAAAGCAGCGUGGGAAGCAUUGAAAAAAGUAUAUUUUCACAGCAUAUCGAAAGUUGAAAAUAAUUAAAAGAUAGGAAGAACUUUUUUCACAAAAGCGAAAAGCGUGUCACGCGUGUAGACAUAGUCUAGAAAAAAGGAAAAUAAAGAUUACUCUUAAUAGUACUUUUCCCCUUUGAUAUAGUUAAAAUUGUACUUAUAUUUACCUGGAAUGAUAAUCGUUACAAUGCGAAUUGUGGAUACUAUACUACGUUACAAUGCUACCACUAUACUGCCUAUGAUAGCAAAUCAGUCCCAUAAAGGUACACGCAGAAGAAUAUGUCAUAGUUAAAAUGAAAAACCAAAACUUUAUAUCAGAACGCAAUAGAAAUAUUGAUACUACCUACAAAAUCAUUUAAAACAAAUAUAUGUCAUGUUUGG
Messenger RNA from Topomyia yanbarensis, 3411 nucleotides. RefSeq names its product tectonic-like complex member Mks1. Lineage: Eukaryota; Metazoa; Arthropoda; Insecta; Diptera; Culicidae. Gene Ontology annotation, biological process: cilium assembly. The record is from RefSeq and is a predicted model, not a curated record. The transcript has 6 exons. Gene Ontology annotation, cellular component: MKS complex. The coding region runs from base 273 to 1676 and encodes 467 amino acids.